Molecule: messenger RNA, 6583 nt
Organism: Bolinopsis microptera
Lineage: Eukaryota; Metazoa; Ctenophora; Tentaculata; Lobata; Bolinopsidae
Product: collagen alpha-1(I) chain-like
Cellular component (GO): collagen trimer
Molecular function (GO): extracellular matrix structural constituent
Source: RefSeq, a predicted model, not a curated record
AUGGUAGUUGAGUUCGCAGUGUCCGGUAUGCACCACCAAGCUCCGUGCGGAGGAAGACUGGUCCUGCUGACUAUUCUUCUUGUAGUCAUUGUUAGAACAGACCCUGACCCUGAAGCUUUCCCCAAAGACUGCUGCUCUUUACCAGUAAUAUCUACUAGAGGACAGCAAGGCCCUCAAGGGGUUGAAGGACCACUAGGUCCUGUGGGAUUAGCGGGUCCUCCUGGAAGACCAGGAUUGCGGGGGAACUUCGGACCACCUGGUCCAAGAGGGGCCAAGGGAGCUGGAUCCGGCCUUAAUGGGUUGAAGGGAGCCCAAGGAAAGAACGGAAGGAGAGGAGGUUCUGGACCACCGGGACCUUAUGGAAGGGAUGGUUUACACGGUAUGGAUGGAUUGCCGGGUAUUGACGGCUGCAAUGGUACUGAUGGAACACCUGGUAAAGGUGGUGAACCUGGUGACCCCGGUUUGAAGGGAAUGCGCGGUAUGGAUGGUAAACCUGGAUCAGAAUCAGGAGCCCCCGGGGAACCAGGCCCGCCUGGUGACGUUAUUAAAGGAGAGCCAGGAGACCCUGGUGAUCCUGGAGAGGAUGGUCUGCCUGGAGAUCAGGGUGUUUGGGGUUUGCCCGGGCUCUCUGGUAAACAUGGAAAACGUGGAAAAGCUGGUUCCCCUGGCAACACCGGAGCUAAAGGAGUCCAGGGAGAGCCAGGACUUCAGGGACCACAAGGAUAUCAAGGUGAUCAGGGCGGAACAGGUGGUCCUGGACUAACCGGGAUACCUGGGAUAUCUGGAGAUAAAGGAGCUAAAGGUGGUGGAGGUGAUCAGGGAGAUAAGGGAAAUGACGGAGUUGGGGUUCCGGGUCAUACAGGAUCGGCUGGAGAGCAGGGUCAUUCUGGGAGGACAGGACACGCUGGUCUGCCUGGUUUAUUUGGAUUUGAUGGUUUUGGAGGCCACCCAGGUGAAGUAGGAGCAAAAGGGGAUAAAGGAGAUGGAGGAGUUGAGGGACUUCAAGGAAUUAAGGGUUAUGCGGGUGAUCCUGGGAAAACUGGAGACCAGGGCCCAAAAGGGGAGACCGGAAAAACUGGUGCUAGUGGUCUUCCUGGAGAAACGGGAUUUGUCGGUGAAAAUGGUGAAGAUGCUAAAAAUGGAAUACCGGGCAUUCCAGGCAUUGCAGGACCCAAAGGAGAUCCUGGUGAAACUAGAAUUGACACCACUGAGGGAUCUAAAGGUCUAUCUGGUGUCCCCGGAAAAAAGGGUGAACACGGAAAUACCGGUACAUUAGGGGUGACCGGACUGAAAGGAAAAACAGGGCCGGCUGGAAAUAACGGAGACAAAGGAAGUGAUGGAGAACUUGGAGCACAGGGGGUGAAAGGAGUACGGGGAAAAGAAGGAGUGUCAGGUGAAGAUGUAGAAAAGGGAGUAAAAGGAGAGCAGGGGUACGAAGGACCUCAAGGAGCUCCUGGUAAUGCCGGAUCUGAUGGUACUCAUGGAGGCGAUGGAGGUAAAGGAGAACCAGGUAUACCUGGGAAUGCUAUCCAGGGUAUACAAGGGAAACAGGGAGAACGAGGAAACAAAGGGGUGCAGGGAGAGCAGGGUUCUCAUGGACUUGAUGGUGUUUCCAUUAAAGGAAACAAAGGUUUCCCGGGAAUGCCAGGAUUAUCAGGAUUAAAAGGAGCGCAAGGAGGUAAAGGAGGGGCUGGCGACGAAGGACAAAAAGGUGAGGAAGGUGCUACAGGAGCUCCUGGAGACUCCGGAGAAAAUGGCCGUGUUGGAGCUGACGGCAGAGACGGUCACUCUGGAGUGAAGGGAGAGCAAGGAGAACCUGGAGAUGUUGGUGAACCUGGAGAUGCUGCAGGACCAGGCAAGGAUGGAACACUUGGUACUAGUGGAGAUAAGGGACACCAAGGACCUUCUGGAGAUAAGGGUCACAAAGGAGAACCUGGUUCACAAGGUUAUCCUGGAAAUACUGGCACUAUUGGAAGCCAGGGAUUGUCUGGAGAGAAAGGAGUAAGUGGUAAAGAUGGAGCCACGGGUAAGAAUGAAGUUGACGGAGAUGAUGGACUAAACGGAAUCAAGGGUGUCCCUGGAGCCAAUGGAGAAUCUGGCGAAGACGGUUCCACUGGACCCAAAGGAGAUACAGGUUUUAAAGGAAACAUUGGUAACCCUGGUAUACCUGGCAACAAGGGUGUCCAGGGAAUUAGUGGUGAGCCAGGGCCUGAGGGUGAUUCCGGUGACUCAGGAGCAGCUGGUAAGAAAGGAGUACAGGGAGCUGAGGGAGGACCAGGAAAUCAGGGAGAAACUGGUGAUGAGGGACCUAAAGGAGAUGCUGGUUAUCCAGGUGUCAACGGACAGAGCGGUAACGAUGGAGCAGAUGGAGGACCUGGUGAGACUGGUCAGAAUGGAGAUCAGGGUAUCCAAGGAGCUCAGGGACCACAGGGAAUUCCAGGAGAAUCUGGUGCUAGUGGUUCACCUGGACGUGCAGGUGCAAACGGGUCUCAAGGGGUCACUGGGGACCAAGGAGAACAAGGAGAGCAAGGAGCCAAAGGUACUAUAGGAGAUAAGGGAGCACAAGGAAACUCUGGGAAUGAUGGCAAGAAUGGAUAUAAUGGUUUUCCAGGUGAAAACGGGACGUCUGGGAAAAAUGGCAUACCAGGAGAACAAGGUCAUAAAGGUUUUAUUGGAGAUCAGGGAAACGAUGGAGAAAUCGGGGAUCCUGGGAUAAGUGGUGACCCUGGAGAAGCUGGCCAACAAGGAAUAAUUAGAUUACCUGGAACUCCUGGACAAAAGGGUUACACGGGAGAACCUGGAAAAUCCGGAAUAAGCGGUAAAGAUGGAGUCCCAGGAGGGCAAGGAGCCCAAGGCGAAGGCGGACCCCAAGGACUUGAGGGAUCGCAGGGGUCUCAAGGAAACCUAGGAUUGAAGGGAGACUCUGGAGAGAGCAUAAUGGGAGCAAAUGGAGAUACUGGAGAACAAGGAAACAAGGGCGAUCCCGGUAAUCCUGGGGAUAGAGGAGAGGACGGCGAAAAGGGCAUUCCCGGAGAUAUUGGAGACAAAGGACUACGUGGUGCUUGGGGAUUGGAUGGUGGUCCUGGUGACACGGGGACAAAAGGAGAGCAUGGGUUCAACGGAAAUCCUGGAUCCCAGGGAUUACCGGGAGAUGAAGGUCCUGAGGGUGACAAGGGCCCGCUGGGAUCCCAGGGUGCACCAGGAUACCACGGAAGCGAUGGAACUGACGGAGCAAAGGGUGUUGCAGGGGAUCCCGGACAUGAAGGUCUUCCAGGUCCUCAUGGGGCCCACGGAGAUCAAGGAGUUAAAGGAAGUAAAGGCCCUAUUAGAGAGCAAGGAACCCCUGGUUCAAAAGGACAUAAUGGUCAAAAGGGUAAUCAAGGAGACGAAGGUCCACCUGGAGAAAACAGCUUUGACGGAUGGAGAGGAGCAGCUGGAUUUAAGGGAUCUAAGGGUGAAGCUGGUGACCAGGGUGAUACUGGCGAGCAAGGAGAAACGGGUGAUGAAGGUGUGGCCGGUCUCCGAUCCGUAGGUGACAAAGGAGCACGAGGAGUCAAGGGUAUACAGGGAGAAGCUGGAGAAGCUGGAGAAGUAGGGACAAAAGGGCUUCCUGGAAUAUCAGGAGACACCGGACCUAAAGGAGCAGCAGGAGCCCAAGGAGAGGUGGGGAAGGAGGGUGAGAACGGGGUAAAGGGAGAUGUAGGUGAGGAGGGAGAGCGAGGAGGAGAGGGAUCUAAAGGAGAACCUGGUAAUGGUGGAGAUGAUGGUGCUAAGGGUGAGGUGGGUGAUCAAGGAGAAGAAGGUGGAAAUGGUGGAAAGGGUGGACUGGGUACUGAGGGAGUGCUUGGUUCAAUUGGAAUACCAGGUGAGCAGGGCAUUCAAGGAAAUCAGGGAGAAAGCGGUCAAAACGGCGUUGACGGUGAACCAGGUGUCCCAGCCGGAGAAACAGCCUGUUAUGGAGAACAGGGCGAACAAGGAAAUGAUGGCGAAGAGGGAUUCAAAGGAGAUCAAGGAGCAGUAGGAGCCAUAGGAGACAAAGGACCUCUUGGGGAUUCUGGAGAUAAAGGAGAAAAAGGAGAUACAGGGAUGGAAGGUGCAGUUGGAGAGGCGGGGAAGGUAGGACAUCACGGAGAUGAUGGGGUAGCUGGGGAACCUGGAGAGCCCGGGGAUAAUGGACCUGCUGGAGAGAAAGGAACAGCUGGGUUUGGAAUACCAGGUAAUCCCGGAACUGACGGAGAAGACGGAGUAAAAGGACAAAAAGGAGAUGAUGGACAAGAUGGCGAAACGGGACCUACUGGAUAUCAAGGGAACACUGGAGCACCAGGAGACUUUGGAUCAACUGGAACCAAGGGUCUUAAAGGAUCAUCAGGACCUGUUGGAAACCAAGGAGAUCAGGGUAUACAAGGAGAUCAGGGACCAAAAGGGGGACCUGGGGUGGACGGAGUUAAAGGACAUCUCGGAACGGCAGGACCCAAAGGUACUAAAGGCAGUACUGGAGAGUUUGGUGAAGAUGGGAAUAUUCUUGUUCUAGUUGAUCCCGAGACUGGAGGACGCACAAGAGAGUUUAUUGUUUGGGUAAACCUUAUCAGCGAAGUUUUCAACUAUACCAGACUUGCAGAGAAAGGGUCGCCAGGAGAGGAAGGACAUGCUGGACCACAAGGAGUAAAAGGAGCACCAGGUUCACCUGGACAGCCGGGGGUAAGGGUUCAUCUGGUGCGGAUGGGACUGAUGGUGGUCGAGGAGCUGAUGAUAGCUGGGAGAGAUGGAGCUGUGGGUGUCACUGGAGCUAAAGGACACUCAGGUAGUCCUGGUAAUACUGGCGAGAAAGGUCGCAGAGGUACGAAUGGUAUGCACAGUCGAAAAAGGGGUCUAACCGGAAUCCCGGGACGGAAGGGACGAGGAGGAACUAAAGGGUCUAAAGGAGCACGUGGAAAGCAGGGGACCUGCACGCCUCAUGAGUACGAAUACAACCACCCCAUCGUCAGACAUUCUCAUUCUGUUGCUGUCCCUGAAUGCCCUAGUGGUUACAAAUCUCUUUGGACAGGAUACUCUCUUGUAAUGUUUGAAGGGAAUGGCAAGGCACUAGCAGAAGAUAUUGGAGAAGCUGGGUCGUGUUUAGAGGAAUUCCAAAUCCUGCCAUUCCUCCAAACCUACUCCGACUGCGGGGAAGACGAGUGUUUGUACGCUUCCAAGAGUCCUUCUGACAAAUCCUACUGGUUGUCUGUAGACCCUGACGGCCACUUCUCCCAACCGCGCAUGACAGAUAUUGAGGAUAUUAAGAACCACAUAGGGAGGUGCCGUGCGUGUCUUGGACAAAGGUUUACUCUCACCAGGCAUUCUUUCAAGACGACUGCUCCGGAUUGUCCUAAACACUUUUCAGAGCUGUGGACCGGAUAUUCUCACAUGAUGAUCUCCACCUCAGGCUCCGGAGGCGGGACACAACUCUCCUCCACCGGCUCCUGUCUAGAGUUCUUCCACAACCCUACCUUCCUGGAGUGCCUGGGUGCCGGAUAUUGUUACUACUCCAUCACCCACGUUGACUACUGGCUGGCUAUAAACAACAACAACACAGUGGCUGUCCUGCCUGGUCGCUAUUGGGCUUCAGGGAAUGUUUACAAUGGGUAUGAAGAGGUGAUGGAGAGGGGAAUUAGUCGGUGCACUGUCUGUGGCAGGAAUUUAUAAUUAUAAUUAAUAUAUUUAUAUAUUUUGCCAAAAACAGCAACUCGAGAUUUUUAAACACUGUUGAGAGAGCACAAAAUAUGAAAUCUCAACUUACUACUUUUCAUUUCCACUUAUAAGAGUAUUAGAAGUAAAUAUUUACCAAUUGAAAUUGGUAGGUUUGAUCUAGAGGCCGCUGGCCGAGUCGUUCUGAAUGAAAAUGAGUAUACUUAAAAGUUCUUUUAACUUUUAAGACAAAACAAAUUCGUCCAAACGAAUUUGUUUUGUCAAAUGAGACGAGUGUAUUUAAAAAUACACCACUCGUUUUGUAUACCACUUAUGUAUUAUAUCAUGUAGUAUGUAUGUACACUGGCGCUAUUGACGAUGAAUUUUUUUGCAUAAAUAUAGAUUUAGAUUUUAGUUUUUAAUUUUAUUCCAAUCUUCUUGCAUGUAUACUUUUAGACUUUUGGGUAUUUCUACUUUUCAUUUCCACUUGGUAGGAAAUUGGUAGGUUUGAUUUAGAGGCCGCUGGCCGAGUCGUUCUGAAUGAAAAUGAGUAUACUUAAAAGUUCUUUUAACUUUUAAGACAAAACAAAUUCGUUCAAUCGAAUUUGUUUUGUCAAAUGAGACGAAUGUAUUUAAGAAUACACCACUCGUUUUGUAUACCACUUAUGUAUUAUAUCAUGUAGUAUGUAUGUACACUGGCGCUAUUGAUGAUGAAUUUUUUUGCAUAAAUUUAGAUUUUAGUUUUUAAUUUUAUUCUAAUCUUCUUGCAUGUAUACUUUUAGACUUUUGGGUAGAAUUAAUUUGUGUAUUGGGUCAGACAUUAGCAUUGAAAUUUGACUUUCGAAUCGUUUUAUACGAACAUUGUGUGGUUUCGAUUUCGUAAGCAAAUAAUAUAAUAAAUCACAACAUUUUUAAUGUG